Messenger RNA from Drosophila subobscura, 557 nucleotides. Its product is annotated as cyclin-dependent kinase inhibitor 1C. The coding region runs from base 17 to 484 and encodes 155 amino acids. The transcript is spliced from 2 exons. NCBI's taxonomy places the organism in Eukaryota, Metazoa, Arthropoda, Insecta, Diptera, Drosophilidae. The record is from RefSeq and is a predicted model, not a curated record.
CAAAAUACCCUCCAAAAUGUUCAAAUACGCCGUUGUAAUCUGUGCUCUGAUUGCCUGUGUGGCCGCCAAGCCGGGACUUCUCCAUGCUCCACUGGCCGCUCCUCUGUUUGCUGCUCCUGCGCCCGUUGUUACAGCAGCCAGCAGUCAGGUGGUGGCCAGGACCUUCAAUGGCAUUGCGACGGCUCCAGUGAUUGCCCAAGUGCCCGUGGCUCCUGCACCAGUGCCAGUUCCCGUGGUCAGGACUGUGGCAGCUCCGUUUGCUGCACCUCUGGCUGCUCCUUUGCCGGCACCCAUCGUCCGAGCAGCCCCCUUUGCUGCUCAAUAUGCCGCUCCCUUCGGAACUCCCUUCGCCGCGCCCUUUGCAGCACCCUACACGGCUCCCUUUGCCCACCCCUAUGGAGCACCUGUCAUUGCCAAAUACUCGGCACCCCUGGCCUAUGCCCCAGCACCGCUGAACUAUGCUGCUGCGCCCGCUCUGUGGUAGAAUUAACCAACCAUCGUGUGCCCCAUCGUGUGUGUUCAAUGACUGAUAGCCCGUAAUAAAAUCGUUUCAAUUG